Molecule: messenger RNA, 1158 nt
Organism: Cajanus cajan (pigeon pea)
Lineage: Eukaryota; Viridiplantae; Streptophyta; Magnoliopsida; Fabales; Fabaceae
Product: nudix hydrolase 18, mitochondrial
Cellular component (GO): nucleus; cytoplasm
Molecular function (GO): pyrophosphatase activity
Source: RefSeq, a predicted model, not a curated record
UCCCUUUGUUUGUAUCAUCCUAUCCUAUCCACUAACACUUGCUUUCGCAGCAUUUGCCAUUUGCCAUCUUCUCUCUCUCUCUCUUUCAAAUUUCACAAAAAUGGUGGCUUUGGUUUCCCAAGAUAACGUUGUUGCAUUGGUUUCUCGUACAGGCAGGGAGUUCCAGCGCUACAGAAAAGGUCGUCGCCAAGUUGUUGGAUGCAUACCAUACAGAUAUAAAAUUGGUGAUCAAACCUCCUUGGAUGCACCACAAGAAUUAGAUUUAGAAGUUUUGGUUAUUACUUCUCAGAAAGGCAAAGGGAUGCUAUUUCCUAAGGGAGGGUGGGAAUUAGACGAAUCCAAAAAGGAGGCAGCUUUGAGAGAAACCAUAGAAGAAGCAGGGGUACGUGGCACUGUUGAGGGUAAAUUGGGCAAGUGGAGUUUCAAGAGCAAAACUCAUGAUACUUUUUACGAAGGCUACAUGUUCCCUCUACUUGUUGAAGAGCAAUUAGAGUUGUGGCCAGAACAGAAUCUUCGUCAAAGAAAAUGGAUGAGCGUUUCUGAAGCAAGGGAAGUUUGUCAACACUGGUGGAUGAAAGAAGCUCUAGAGAGACUAGUAAACCGUCUCAUGGUUCGGAAACUUGGUCGUGUGAGACAAAUAGUAGGUUCUAUACACUGCAUAGGAGAUGCCAAAUCUGACUUGUAAACACUUUUAGCUUUUCUUGGACGGCAUCAACUCAGGAACAGGAAUAGUACAAUACAAACAAGUGAUGGAAUUACAACAAAAUGCAUGAUACAAUUAGAAUAUAAAAAUAGUAAUAGAAUGUGUCAAUUCCCCCCCAUUAGAAAAUGUGCGAAUGCACUGCAUCUGUAUAGUGAGACUUGUGAAAAUCCAUUCUUCAAUGAACAAUUUCCUGUUGUUGUUGGGGUAAUUUGUGGGGGUUAUAACUUGGUGUGAUAAAGAGGAAUUAUAUUUGUAUUUUAAAGUUAUGCAACUUCUUUUAUGACAGUUAUAACUCAGAAAAUGUUGUGGGAAAAAGAAGAAUGAAUAAUGUAGACUUUUUUUAGGUAGGGAUAAGGCUUUUAAGUUGGGAUAAGUAGGGAUGAAUAAUAUAGAGUGUGAAAUGUUGCAACUUAUUACUGUAUCAUAUGGUUAACGUGUCUAGAAAUUUGAUGUUC